Molecule: messenger RNA, 2719 nt
Organism: Cannabis sativa
Lineage: Eukaryota; Viridiplantae; Streptophyta; Magnoliopsida; Rosales; Cannabaceae
Product: very-long-chain aldehyde decarbonylase CER3
Exons: 11
Coding region: 595-2496 (633 amino acids)
Biological process (GO): lipid biosynthetic process
Molecular function (GO): iron ion binding; oxidoreductase activity
Source: RefSeq, a predicted model, not a curated record
AUUUAACAAAAAUGCAAACUACAGCAGUACUGCAAAAGAUUUCAAACCCCAUCUUUUAUACGGUGGCGAUUUGUGUGAUGUGAACAAUUUAAUGAACACUUCUAGUAGCCUUGUCCUCCUUUUCUUAAAUAAUAAUUUUAAGAAAAUAUAAAAAGAAAAAAGAAGAAAAUAUUAAAAGCUUUUAACUGCCUUAAUCUUUGGAAGGAUGUACUUUUGAGUUAUAUAAAUAGAUAGGUACCCCUAGACAUCAUUUGAAAGAAUAGAGAAUAGAGAGAGACAUUUGAGAGUAAAAGAAUAGUGUGUGGCAUAGCAAAAAUUUUCUAAAACACAAUUUCUUCUUUUAUCUCUUCCCUUGAAAUUGUUGCUACUCUCUCUCUUUAUCUAUCUUUCAUAACAUUGGUAAAGAAAAACUUUUGAGGAGUUCAGAAAGAUAUAUAUAUGUCUUGUAGUGUUUCGAUACAUAUUUAAAAACAAACACAUACAUUCAAAAAAACAAAAACAGAGUUUGAGAAAAGUACUAAGUUACCAAAAGGGUGUUUUUUCUUAAUUUUGGUUGAGGCUUUUAGCUUCAUUUUGAAGGAGAAAGGAAAAAAGAUGGUUGCUUUCUUAUCAGCUUGGCCUUGGGACAACUUGGGAAAAUACAAGUAUGUGGUACUUGGUCCUGUAUUUGCAAAAGCUUUCUUCUCAAUCAUAUAUGAAGAUUUUCAGAAAGAUAGCUGGUGUUUCCAUAUAGUGGCCUUAUAUCUAGCUAGGUGUUUGAUUUAUCAACUAUGGGUUUCCUACAAUAACAUGCUUUUCAUCACAAGAAACAGAAAAAUCCUUGAACAAGGUGUUGAUUUCAACCAGAUUGACAAAGAAUGGGACUGGGAUAAUUCAUUAAUGCUUCAUACUCUGAUGGCCUUCAUUGGUUGUUACAUCUUCCCAUUUCUUCAAAAUCUUCCCUUGUGGGACUCAAAAGGGGUUAUCACAGUUCUGUUGCUUCAUAUUGGAAUAUCAGAGCCUUUAUUCUAUUGGGUACAUAGAAAUUUUCACAACAAAGAUUAUCUUUUCACUAAUUACCAUUCUCUUCAUCAUUCCACUCCAGUACAAACACCCUUUACAGCUGGGAAUGGAAGUCUACUUGAGAAUAUGGUUUUAGGUAUCAUCAUAGGGAUACCUGUAAUGGGUUCCUCUCUUUUGGGAUAUGGAUCAAUAAAAUUGGUAUAUGGCUAUGUUUUGGUAUUUGAUUUUCUGAGGUGUUUGGGGCAUAGCAAUGUUGAAGUUGUUAGUCACAAGGUGUUUGAGAAAAUGCCAUUUCUUAGAUACAUUUUAUAUACUCCAACAUACCACAGCUUACACCAUACUGAGAAAAAAACAAACUUUUGCCUCUUUAUGCCUCUAUUUGAUGCACUAGGGAACACUUUGAACCCUAGUUCAUGGGAGUUGCACAAGAAAAUAAGUUGUAAUGCAGGUAAAAAUAGCAAGGUACCAGAUUUUGUAUUCCUAGCCCAUGUGGUGGAUAUAACAUCUGCAUUACAUGUGCCCUUUGUGUUCCGGUCAAUUGCAUCAAUGCCAUACUCAAUAAAACUCUUCUUUUUACCAUUAUGGCCUGGGGUUUUCGUAGUAAUGUUAGCAAUGUGGCUUAAGGCCAAACCAUUUCUGGUUUCAUUCUACAAGCUCAGGAAUAGGCUGCACCAAACAUGGGUUGUCCCUAGAUUUGGCUUUCAGUAUUUCAUACCAUAUGCCACUGAAGGAAUCAACAAGCAAAUAGAGAAGGCCAUUCUUAGAGCUGAUAAGUUAGGGGUUAAGGUUAUUAGCCUUGCUGCAUUAAAUAAGAAUGAAGCUUUGAAUGGUGGUGGGACAUUAUUUGUAAACAAGCACCCAAACUUAAAAGUUAGAGUUGUUCAUGGAAACACCUUAACAGCAGCAGUUAUUCUAAAUGAGAUUCCAAAAGAUGUAAAAGAGGUAUUUUUAACUGGUGCCACUUCUAAGCUUGGAAGAGCCAUUGCUCUCUACCUUUGUCGAAGAAAAGUCCGAGUUCUCAUGUUGACUCUAUCAACAGAAAGGUUUCAAAAUAUUCAGAAGGAAGCUCCAGCUGAAUGCCAGCCUUACCUUGUUCAAGUCACAAAAUACAAUGCAGCACAGAAUUGCAAGACUUGGAUAGUUGGGAAGUGGAUAACACCAAGAGAGCAAGGUUGGGCCCCAAGUGGGACACACUUUCAUCAAUUUGUGGUUCCACCAAUAUUAUCAUUUAGAAGAGACUGUACUUAUGGUGACCUUGCUGCCAUGAGGUUGCCUCAAGAUGUUCAAGGCCUUGGAUCUUGUGAGUAUACUAUGGAAAGAGGAGUAGUACAUGCAUGCCAUGCAGGUGGAGUGGUUCAUUCACUUGAAGGAUGGACUCAUCAUGAAGUUGGAGCCUUAGAUGUGGACAGAAUUGACCUUGUUUGGAAUGCUGCACUUAAACAUGGCUUAACACCUGUUUCAUCAUCACCAUCCAUUCUCACCAAAUCUCAUUAGAAAAACAAUAUUAUUACAAAUACCAAACAAAAAAAAAAAAAAAAAAAAAUUGAAUCAAUUAAUGUUUUUCUUUUAGUUUUCUUUUCUUCCAUAAAUGUUGGGUAACAAUAUGUAAGGUGUAGUGAUUAUGAUUCACCUAAAAAUGUUGCCUUUCUAUGUAGUAGGAAUAUUUGAUUCAAUCAACAUAAAAUGAAGCACCUUCUGCAACUUAUUAUGUUAUAAA